AUGCAACUCACCUCUCUCCUCGCGGUCGCUCUGUCGACCCUCGCCGCCGCAGUCCCCGUCACCCCCGGCGCUCGUGCAGACAGCCCGUCUCUCACCUGGCACGUCUCCAACUUCGACACCGGCUGCUCGCCCGGCGGUUGCGUGUACACCUUCAACAUCUUCGGCGUCGCCAGCCAAAACACUCCGGGAUUCAAUACCCACUGCAACGGAACCACCACCACGUCCGACGGAGACGACUAUGCGCUGUGCGAUGACAAGCACGUCAAGGCACAGGUCGUCGCAAAGCCCUACCCCGUCUGGAAUGUGAAGGCCCAGCAUUCCUGGUUUACGAACCAGGGAGAGGCUGAGUUCUUUGCUCUCGGCCAAACCAAUGUCACUUCGUCGAUCAAGAACUUUACCAUCCCGGUGACCGAGGUGAGUGACAUCAUCCCCACCAGCAUCGCCUUCUUCUCACCCUCUUGCAACUUCACCUCGUUUAUCUCACCAACACAUCUCCUUUUGCUUCUGCUUUUUCUCGCGUUUCUCUCUGAAGCUGCGACUUCAAUUCUCAAUCCAAUCUAUACCCCCGCCACCGGAGCGCGGUACGCCACAUCACAACCGGGUGGGUCAUUCAAUACCAAUGCACCAGCUGCCCCCGCAUUCAUAGAUUUCAUGGCGUCAAUCCUCCGACAGAUUGUCGCAGGCCCGAGAUUGCAGCACCCCGAGGCCGGCCUCGAUCUCUGCUACGUCACAGAUAACAUCAUCGCCACGUCCGGUCCUUCGGCGAACUAUCCACAACGCGCAUACCGCAACCCGCUCGACGGCCUCGUGCGUUUCCUCGACGCCAAACAUGGCGAGAAUUGGUGCAUUUGGGAAUUCCGUGCCGAGGGCACCGGAUACCCGGACGACCAAGUCUACGGCCGCAUCCAUCACUACCCCUUCCCAGACCACCACCCGCCGCCGUUUGCGCUCAUCCCCGCCAUGAUGGGAAGCAUGAAGAACUGGCUGCACCGGCUGGACGGUUCGCAUUCCGACGACGCAGGGAAGAGGGUCGCCGUUGUGCAUUGCAAAGCCGGAAAGGGCCGCAGUGGCACCGUCGCCUGUAGCUACCUGAUCAGCCAGGAGGGGUGGAAGAUGGAGGACGCGUUGCAGCGGUUCACGGAACGGCGGAUGCGCGCCGGGUUCGGCGCCGGCGUCAGCAUCCCCAGCCAGCUGCGCUGGGUUGGAUACGUGGAUCGCUGGACGAACGGCAUGAACAAGAUGUAUGUCGAGCGUCCGGUGGAGAUUCUCGAGUUACAUGUGUGGGGCUUGAGGGAUGGUGUCAAGGUCGCUGUCGAAGGGUUUGUUGACGAAGGCAAGAAGAUCAAGUGCUUCCAUCUGUUCCACCGCAGCGAACGCACUGUCGUCGAGGGUGAUGGCCGCGAUAAAACGACUACCACCGACAGCCCUACUAAAGAACCUGUAUCGGCUGUGACAAAUUCCAGCGCGACGACCAUCAGCUCUGCCGCCGCUAGUGCAACGUCGUCUGGUGACACAGGCUCUUCUGCAGGACACACGACUGGGGCCCUCUUUCGCCCGAAGAAACCCGUCAUCCUUCCCACGUCAGAUGUAAACAUCGACUUCGAGCGCCGAAGCAAAGCUGCGUACACCGGGUGGGCGAUGGUGACGUCUAUCGCGCAUGUCUGGUUCAACGCGUAUUUUGAGGGCGGUGACAAACAUGAUUCCGGGGUCUUCGAAGCCGAAUGGGACGCCUUGGAUGGGAUCAAGGGAACCACGAAGAAAGGCAUCCGGGCACUCGACCGUGUGAAGGUGGUCUGGCGGUAUCCACACCCAUCUCAACUAGGCAUCCAGGUUUCGGCCAAAGAGGAGGCCGCUCCCGUGCCAGGCAAGCGCAUCUCGGAGCCUAAACCAGGAGAGACGAUCCCGGAAAGCCACGCGGCUGACUGGCGGGGUCGGGAUGUAGGAGACAUCCAGGAGAGCCUCGGACGAGACCAGGAGAACAUACCGAUCCAAAUCCCAGAGGGAGGGAAUGAUCAGCAGAAAGGCCUGUCCUCCGAGACGGACCACCCUCUCCUCACUAGUAUCAGCACCGCAGCAGCUGGUGCCGCAUCUGCAGUUGUCCAUUCUGCGCAAGGCCUCGGCAAAGAGCUAGGUCUUCGGAAGCAAACUGACGAGAGUCAGGACGUCAGUCUGGCAGAGAGUGAUGACAAUUCUCCUGUGUUGGGACGAAGGCGUCAUGGCGGCAAGAUCGCGGAAGAGGGACAAACGAAGCAAGACGAUAAUGAUGAUUUUGAGGGAGUCCGUCCGUACUUUGGGGAUGAAGAAGAGGUGAAAGAGCCCUCAGGCAGAAAAGACGGGCCAUCAUCUCGCGACAAGAACUGA
Molecule: messenger RNA, 2361 nt
Organism: Aspergillus terreus NIH2624
Lineage: Eukaryota; Fungi; Ascomycota; Eurotiomycetes; Eurotiales; Aspergillaceae
Product: putative phosphatidylinositol-3,4,5-trisphosphate 3-phosphatase
Exons: 5
Coding region: 1-2361 (786 amino acids)
Biological process (GO): phosphatidylinositol 3-kinase/protein kinase B signal transduction; cell motility; phosphatidylinositol dephosphorylation
Cellular component (GO): cytosol; cell projection; plasma membrane
Molecular function (GO): protein tyrosine/serine/threonine phosphatase activity; phosphatidylinositol-3,4,5-trisphosphate 3-phosphatase activity; protein tyrosine phosphatase activity
Source: RefSeq, a predicted model, not a curated record